Molecule: messenger RNA, 2314 nt
Organism: Camelus dromedarius (Arabian camel)
Lineage: Eukaryota; Metazoa; Chordata; Mammalia; Artiodactyla; Camelidae
Gene: SMTNL2
Product: smoothelin like 2
Exons: 8
Coding region: 99-1478 (459 amino acids)
Biological process (GO): actin cytoskeleton organization
Cellular component (GO): filamentous actin; microtubule organizing center
Molecular function (GO): protein binding
Source: RefSeq, a predicted model, not a curated record
CCCAGCCCUGGGAGGCCAGUCGCGGUUCGGAGCUGCAGAGCUCGGCUGCUCACUGGGCCAGACCCGCUCUCCUUGAGACCCGCCCGCCCGGCUCGGCCAUGGAGCCGGCCCCCGACCCUGAGGAGGCGCGCACGGUGCGCGAGGCGCUAGGCCGCUACGAGGCGGCGCUGGAGGGCGCGGUUCGCGCGCUGCACGAGGACAUGCAGGGGCUGCAGCGCGGCAUGGAGCAGCGCGUGGCCGAGGCGUUGCGCCUGGCCGGGCCGCUGGCGCGCACGGUGGCCGAGCUGCAGCGCGACAACCAGCGGCUGCAGACGCAACUCGAGCGCUUGACGCGCCAGGUGGAGGCGCUGGGCUUGGCGACCGGGCUGACCCCCGCGCCCGGCACGCCCAGCCCUCCGCCCGCCCCCGGCGUCCCAGACCGUGCGCCCCGCCUGGGCACCGCGCGCUUCGCCAGCCACGCCACCUUCUCGCUGUCCGGCCGCGGCCAGAAUGUGGAUCACCAUGACGAAGCCAGCGAGGCGGAGAUGAGGAGAACCUCAAACUCGUACAUCGUGGAGAACGGGCACCAGCCUGGGGCAGGUCCGGGUGAUGGGCCCCCCGAAGCCGCCCAAACCAUCCCAACACCAGAGCCCUUCAAGCCUCGCCCUGCGAGCCUCUCCUUGCGGCAGCCUCACCAGCCAGUCACGGCCAUCACACGAGUCUCCGAGAAGUUCUCUGGGGAGACUUCAGCCACAGCUCUCUCGCCCACGUCUGCUGCCAUCCUGGGGGGCCUCAGCUCAAGCCCCAGCGCGGCCACCACAUCCUGGACUCCCAGUCCCAGUGAGAAGAACUCUUCCCUCCCACGGUCUUUGUCCAGCUCUGGCUAUGGGGGGGUGACGGCCAGCAGGAACGAUAACAGCCCACCUCGGGUGACGCCACCCCAGUCGCCCCCCUCCACACAGCCGCCAGCCACGACUCAGGCCCAUCGGCAGGGGGAGCGUCGCCGGGAGCUGGUGCGGUCGCAGACGCUGCCCCGCACCUCGGGGGCACAGGCCCGGAAGGCAUUGUUUGAGAAAUGGGAGCAGGACACAGGAGCCGGCAAGGGGAAGGGCGAGACCCGGGCAAAGCUGAAGCGCUCACAGAGCUUCGGAGUGGCCAGCGCCAGCAGCAUCAAGCAGAUUCUGCUCGAGUGGUGUCGCAGCAAAACCAUCGGCUACCAGCACGUGGACCUGCAGAACUUCUCCUCCAGCUGGAGUGACGGGAUGGCCUUCUGCGCCCUGGUGCACUCCUUCUUCCCCGACGCCUUUGAUUACAGCGCCCUGAGCCCCACGCAGCGGCGGCAGAACUUUGAGCUGGCCUUCACCAUGGCCGAGAAUCUGGCCAACUGUGAGCGCCUCAUUGAGGUGGAAGACAUGAUGGUGAUGGGCCGUAAGCCGGACCCCAUGUGUGUCUUCACUUACGUCCAGUCGCUGUACAACCACCUGCGCCUCUUUGAAUGAAGCCCCUUUGGGGCUGGAGAGCCGACCCCUGGAGGAGACGGUGGGGCCGCCUCUGUCCCCAAGUCAGGACGCCCCCCCCCCCCCGGAAGAGUUGCAUUCUGGUGUGGGAGCGCCAUUUGUUCUAUGCCACAUGACCGCGCUCCCCCACCUACCCAGCUGCGUUACUGAUGGGAGGUACCACUCAGCUGCGCUCGGACUGCAGCCAUCACAGCUCGAAGGAAAAGGAAGUAUUACCAGAGAGAGAGAGAGAAAUUGGUGCUAAGUCAUUCUCUUCCUUAAAAAAAUGCUUGCCUGUAGGUUCUGGAAGGCUGAAUCGCAGUGUUCCCUCUGCUGAACUAGAUCCAUUGGCUUUACAGGGUUGCGUUGAUUACCGAGUGUUUUGUUUUUUUUUUUUUUUUUUUAAUCAAAAUACCCAGAGUUUUCUACUUCCUCACACUAUUGUAGGUUCUCUUCCUCCCUCUGGGCCACUGCCAGGAAACAGACGCUUAAUCAGCAACUUGACAAAGACCGAAGUCUUGGGAAGAAGCCGUUUAAUCACUCCCAGGUCCUGGGCAACAGAUGACCUUUGAGUCACCUCGGCUCUCUGGGGAGAUGGGAAGGCUCUCGCCUGGUCCCAGAGCGGUCCUGUCCUUCCCAGGAGGCCCCACAAGUGUUUGGCUAAGAAUAGGCUCUCGGGAAGUUAACACUUCUAGGGAAGGACGGACAGGCCUUUGGUGCUGCAAGGUGGUUUCUAUUCACAGCUUUUUUAGGAGUUUUGCUGCAGAUAUUUAUAAAAAGUAACGCCAUCUGUACCCACUGACCGUUUGUACAUAAAAAGACGUGUCUCACUUCGCUUG